GAUCUCCGUGAUUGUUUUUUUGGUUACAAAAAGUAGAAGUACAACCAGACGGACAAAAGUUUGGAUUCAGAUACCAUGAACCCGGACAUCCUUUUCGUGUGGGAAAUCAUACGAGCGAAGCCGUGCGGCAUGGAUAUUCCCGGGCGGCGACGUGCCAAGGCGGCGGCGCCGUGCCGGCGGCGAUGGACGGGGCUCGGACAGGGGGUAGCCCCCGCACGGCGGCACAUGGCCGCGCGUUAGCUUUGCUUGACUCGUGAUGCAAUUCGAUGGAGUCAGUGCCAGCACGGGCUGGGUUGGUGUGCGGACGGUGCGCCCGCCCACGCGUCCGGUCGCCACCGCCCCGGCCGACCUCCUCCGGCGGGCCCCGGCACCGCCCCGCCCAUCAUGGCAAGGGCAGCGCGCGCGCGAGUGGCCUAGUCGGUGAGUGCUCCGGCACUAAGCUGCUGGCUGCUGCUGAGGCCGGUCGGCCUGAGGUGCGCUCGCCACUGCUGCAGAGCGAGCAACGACGCUGCUGUUACAAACUACAAAGGGGACUCCACCUGCGCCCCGGCUCGAAUGGCAGCCCACCACCUCUCCCACCCGCGCCCGCUCCGCCCCCUCCCGAGCCAUGGCGCCCUGCGCGUCCCCAUCCGCCCUCGCGCUCUCCUCCAGCACGCGGGUCAGCCUCCCGCUGGCGCUGGCGCUGCGGCAGCGGCCGGAGGCGCGUGCCCCCCGCGCGCCGCUCCGCCCGCCGGCCGCGCGCUCGUGGUUGGGCGGCCCCUUCUCGCCCGAGUUCGCCGCGGCGUCCCCUCGUGCCGGCUCCCGCGGCACCGGCAGGGGGCCGCCGCCGUUCCGGCCCCGCGCGGUGAUGACGACGUCUCAGAUUGCCAGCGCCGCCUUCACCUGGGGCACCGUCGCCGUCCUCCCCUUCUACACCCUCAUGGUCGUCGCGCCCAACGCCAGCAUCACCAAACGCACCGUGGAGAGCAGCGCCCCCUACGUUGCGCUCGGCCUCCUCUACGCCUACCUGCUCUACCUGUCGUGGACGCCUGACACCCUGCGCGCCAUGUUCGCAAGCAAGUACUGGCUUCCUGAGUUGCAGGGCAUCGUGAGGAUGUUCGCGAGCGAGAUGACUGUCGCCUCUGCUUGGAUCCACCUCCUCGCCGUCGACCUCUUCGCGGCAAGUGUUUGCAAUGCAGGCAGGUGUACCACGACGGCCUCAAGAACAACAUCGAAACCAGGCACUCGGUCUCGCUGUGCUUGCUCUUCUGCCCGGUUGGGAUCCUGUGUCAUGUGGCGACUAAGAGCAGGUAGGGUUAGGGAUACCUCAUCCCACCCGAGAUCCACUGUUCCGCCGCCGAGAUCCACUGUUCCGCCGCCGGCGGCCGUCCGGCGACCGUCUGCCGUCGCGGAUCCGCGAGUUGCGGACCCGUUUUUGCAGCCGCCCGUCGCGGCUCGCGUGCGGCGUGGCCCGUCGCCGCCCCGCCUUGUCUCACACCCCGCCCAUCGUCGCUGCUGUUCGCGCGGCCGCCCGUCGCGGUUCGUCGCGGCCGUCCCCCGUCUGUCCGCCGUCGCCGUCGCCUGCUGCUCGUCGCGGCACUUCAGGUCGCCGCUGGUCGCGGCGUCCUCGUCCGCCGCCCGUCGCGGCGUCUGUCACCGCUGACGCGCCGCCCGUCGC
This is a messenger RNA of Panicum virgatum (switchgrass), 1657 nucleotides long. RefSeq names its product protein MAO HUZI 4, chloroplastic-like. The record is from RefSeq and is a predicted model, not a curated record. The transcript is spliced from 7 exons. Lineage: Eukaryota; Viridiplantae; Streptophyta; Magnoliopsida; Poales; Poaceae. The coding region runs from base 608 to 1642 and encodes 344 amino acids.